AUGUACUGCCUCUCCGAGGGCGUCGGCGGCGGCGGGACGGGCCAUGCCUCGACGGCGCCCAUGUCAUCGCCCGACACCGCAACUGAGGGCCUCCUGGCCGGGCGUCCCGGCUUCCCCAAGGGCCUGCGCGUGCUGCUGGCGGACGCCGAGGGCCCGGCCAUGAACGACGUCCGCGAGCAGCUGCAGCAGCUCGGGUACGACGUGACGACCUGCCCUGCUGCCGCUGCCGCGGCGCUCGUCUGCCGCGGCACCGGCGCCGGCGGGCCCGGCGCGGACGCCGCCCUCGGACGCGCGCCGCAGCGCCCGCCGCCACCUGGGAGCCCCGCCUCGAGCCAGAGCAGCUGCGGCACCAGCGCCGCUGGCUGCGCCGCCGCUGCAGCCCCCGCCGCGCCCUAUGACGUCAUCCUCGCCGACCUGCCCGCGGCAGGCGGCGACCCGGCCCAGCUGGCCGCCGCUGCCGCGGCCGCGGGCGUGCCGCUCGUCCUCAUGGGCGCGGGCUGCGCGCCGGGCGACGUCGUGAGGGGCGUGCGGCUGGGCGCGGCGGACUUUCUGGAGCGCCCGCUCAGCGGGCUGAAGCUGCGCAACCUCUGGCAGCAUACGGUGCGGCGCGCGCUCAACGCGCGGCACGGCGGCGGCGGCGCCGAUG
Monoraphidium neglectum is the source of this 646-nucleotide messenger RNA. RefSeq lists its product as hypothetical. The record is from RefSeq and is a predicted model, not a curated record. NCBI's taxonomy places the organism in Eukaryota, Viridiplantae, Chlorophyta, Chlorophyceae, Sphaeropleales, Selenastraceae. Gene Ontology annotation, biological process: phosphorelay signal transduction system. The transcript has a single exon. The annotation marks the transcript as partial.